AUGGCAAUGGAGAUCUCUUCGGAGGAGGAAGCGGCACCGGAUGCCGUCGGCUCUUCCCUCGGUCUUGCAGGAGCUGUCGUUGCCUCUGAGUCCAGCUCUUCCAGCAGACAAGGCACGUUUGGCCUGCAAGCUUCUCUUCGGCGGUUCUUCCAGCCCUCUCACCCAGAAGCUCAGAAGCCAGUGCGGUUCCUUCCCGGCAAGCAGGGCGGUCGGCCCCUCUCUCGCGAGAUGAAGCAGAUCAUCGCUCAAGUAGCUGAAAAGCAAGCUCUCGAACAGAAAGCUCUCGACGAAGCUUUGAUAGCUCGAGAGAGCGAAGUGCAAAGCAAGAAGCGGUACUACGGAGGCCGCCCCAAAGGCAGGAGCUCUGGGAGAAGCGAUCUCCCAGUUGCCGUGCGGGCAGCUCUCGUGCAGGAGAUGGAACUCGCUGUUGCAGGCGACCGCUUCUCUGACGAAACGGAGUUCUUCAGUUACUUCGCCAAGAAGUUCGCUCUGCCGAAGAAGCGAGUCAAGACUCUGUGGCUGCAGCGGAGCUUGGUCAAGAAGACCUCUCAAAAGAACAAACUCUCACGCAAACCCCACCGCUACACUGGUGCCAAGGGCACCAAGAGGUCGCAUCUCAAGCGUGCGUACAGAGGCUUUCGUCUGCCAGGAGCGGGUCGGAAGCACUCUUUCCCCGACUUGGUGGACAAGGCUCGUGAGUGGUUCAACGAGAUGCGCUCUUACGGGAACCAGGUGCUUCGAGUGGACCUCUACAACUACUACAUCCACCUCAUGGAGAUGGACAAGAUACGGGUGCAGGCGGAUCUCUCUGAUCCGAAGCUGCUGCAGCCAAAGCGGACGCCUCUGCAGGUGAGGCUCUCGGAGCUGGACAAGCAGCUGGCCUCUCAGAAGAAGAGCGACAAAGCCAAAGAGUCUCUGAAAGGUCGUCUCGAGAAGUGGUGCUCUGCAAGGAACUUGAGGCCUCACCUCGUCACCAAGCUCACGCCUCUCCAAGAGCAGUCGAGAUGCCACUUGACGUGGCAAUCUUUCGACAGGGCUCUCUGGCUUGCUGCCUGCUCUGACGAGGAGACUCUGGGGAAGCACGUCUCUAAGCCAAAGCAGUUCUUGGAACACAGAGCCUCUCUCGCGAUCCUUUUCGCCGAUCAAAUUCCGCUCUGGAUAAAGGCGGGUGCCGAGAGGUCUCUCUUCGCCGAGUGGGAGCGAAAACCCACCUCUCAGGCGGCUCUCCGGCAGGACUUGGCUGCUCUGCACGACAAGCAACUCUCUGGGCAGGCGGACGUGGACUCUGGUCUGGUUGUGCAGCACCCAGACUCUUCCGGAGAGCCUCUCGCGGACCGCUUCCGCCUCACUUACGAAGCCCGGCAGGUCUUGUUGAACUACAACUCUCCGGGAACGCCGCCGACUGGCCUCUGUUACAAAGGUCUCAUCAUCAUCAGCGGGCCUCAUGCCAGACUCUCGAACAUCUCUCAAGACGGCAAGUGGCUCUGCGAUGAGACCUUUGAGUGGAGAGGGAACCUUGUCUCUCACAAGAAGGGCACCUCUGUUGGCAGGCUCAUGGAGCCAUGGAGAGCUCUGCGAGCCCAGAAGCCGCACCUCUUUGAGCACGUCUCUGUGAUGAUGCAACCGAGCUCUAAUGCCGACAGCAUCAUACUCUCCUGGGUGGCCCAGGAACUCUCAGAGGCGUUUCCAGCUCUGCUGGUGCAGAGGGACUGCCUGGGAGCCUCUUUCACAGAGUCUGUCUCUGGUGCCCACUUCUUGGGGAACACGAUCCAGACUCUGGUCGCUCCGAAGAUGACGGCCUCUCUCCAGUUGACGGACACAGACUUCUCUCGCAGAUUCAAGUCUCUGUGCCGCACCUCUAUGGCGGAGAGGAGGUCUCUGGGCCAGAAGGCUCUGACAGAGAGCGGCAAAUCCUCUGUCUGGGCUGCCUCUGUGGAGGACAUCUGCGAGACCAUCGUCUCUGCCCAGAAAGCCUGUGCCGAGGAUGCCUCUGACUGGGUGCUCUCAGGGCUUCGGCGGAAUGGCAUGCUGGCCUACCGCCCUCUCGACGGCAAGCUCCAGCCGGCGGAGCUCUCCACGCCCUCUUUCAAGGACCUGCCGCAGGGCUCUGCAAGACUGCGAAGCGAAUGGCUGGAACCACGCUUUGGCUGGGUGCAGGAUGGAAUCCCCUCUGAACCAGACUGGUCUCUGAUUCCUGGCACGGCCGCUGCCCAGGAGCUCUUGGACUGGGACGUCGCUCACGGCGACAAGAACUCUGAGGAGGACUACUUCUGUGACAUGGACUCUCUGCCACCAACUCUUCGGUGGAACUGCUUCGAGAGCGGCGUUCUCAAGCUCCCGCCAGCUCUCUUGCAGAAAGCCUGGAAGAGGGAAGCUUCUCUCGCGGUGGAGGAGAAAGCGAGAAUCCUCGCAAAGAAAGCUGAGAGACAGCUCGUCUCUCAAGCCAAGCGGUCUGUCUCUGAGAAGUUCAAAGAGGCGAUGCGGCUCAAGCUGAAGGACAUCUCUCGCCAGCAAGCUCUCGCUCUCCACGUCCCUGAAGCAGGGAAGGCGAAAGCCAAAGCGAAGCCUGCCUCUGGGAAGGCCGGCUCUCUGACGAAGGCUCUGAAGAAGGGACUCAAGAAGAGCUCUCUAAAGACAGCUGCCGCUCUGUUGGCGGGCUCUCAGAAGAAGGUCCAGGAGCUGAUCUCUGCACCAGAGCCUCCGAAGACUCUGCAAGGCCCUCUCUUCGGCAAGCAGGUCCGCAUCGUGGCGGAGCUCUCGCCCUCUCACCUUGUGGGCCAGGAGGGCAAGGUCUCUUCGCACCUCUCUCAGAAGCUGACUCUGCCGAGCUUUGGUCUGGCCUGUGCAACUCUGAACCUCUCGGAGAAGGAUGUGAUGCCUCUCUCCGAGAGCUGGACAAAGUCUCUGGAGUGGCAGCCUCUGCGGCUCUCCAGACUCUUCAAGAAGGAGGUGCUCUUGAACUGUGGUCUCUGGUGCGAAGACGACUCUUUCGUGCCGGAGCCCGUGGAGGUUACUCUUGCCAAGAAGCCGAAGAUGCUCUUGGACCAGCAAAUGAAUGCUGCCUGGGCUCUCAGCCUCUCGGACGUGUUCUUCGUGGACGCCUUCCUCUCCAGCUUUCUCUUGCAACACGAGAAAAAGGAGUACCUGAUCGCUCACCUACAGACGCAAUGGCAGGAGCACAACCUCCUCUUCAUUCCGAUCUACACACGGAAGCCAGACCACUGGACGCUGCUCGUCCUCCAGAAGGGCUCUGAGGGCGAACCGCCCAAAGCUCUCCUCGCCGACUCUCUGAAGAAAGACAAAGCUCCGACAGCAUGUGCAAAUGAGCUGAAGGGUCUCUUAGCCGACGUGGACAAGUCGCCUCUCACCGACUACCCGACGGUGACCCAGACCUCUGACGACUGCGGCUUCUUCUGUCUCGCCGUGAUGGUGGAGUACCUCUCCCUCCGCCGUGGCGAAGGGCCCAAGCAGAGGGGCUCUCAGCACUCUCUAGUGGCGGAUCUGAAGACCAAACUGUCGACCUUCACCUCUCAGCUGAAGGCCGAAGUCAAAAAGCUCUCGGACGAGAAGGAGGAAUAUCUCAUGGACCAGGCCGUUCAACUCAAGAAGGCCUCUGACAAGGCGAAACUCUUGGCGAAAAAGGCCGAGGCGGAAAAGGGCGAACUCUCGGCUUUGCAGAAGGCUGCUCUCAAGGUCCUGAAGGAAGGUGCUCCACCGGAUGUCUCUGAUUUGGGCAAAGAAGCCCUCGUGGACAUCGAGCGGAUCAAGACUCUCGGAGAUCCAGGGGUGUGCUCUCGCUGUCACUGGCAGAGCGGCUGUGCCUCUUGCGAUGUCUUUAAGUGCACUCGCUUCCACGUGCGAGAGCUCUGCCGCACUCUGGGCAAGAAGCCCCCAGCUUGGGCUCUCUGA
Messenger RNA from Symbiodinium sp. CCMP2592, 3909 nucleotides. NCBI's taxonomy places the organism in Eukaryota, Dinophyceae, Suessiales, Symbiodiniaceae. The record is from the annotation of a GenBank genome assembly.